Molecule: messenger RNA, 1499 nt
Organism: Amaranthus tricolor (Joseph's coat)
Lineage: Eukaryota; Viridiplantae; Streptophyta; Magnoliopsida; Caryophyllales; Amaranthaceae
Product: amino acid transporter AVT1I-like
Exons: 3
Coding region: 156-1436 (426 amino acids)
Cellular component (GO): plasma membrane
Source: RefSeq, a predicted model, not a curated record
CUUUAAAUUAAAUCUAAACUUAUUUCUUGUUCUUAUAAAUAGUACUAUUAUUGAGGCAAAAGAUUUAGUUCGAUUCUCAGAUACUUUUCCUUUUUUCUCGGUCUAUCUUAUCCUAUAAUUCUAAAAAAUAAUAAUAGCAUACCCAUUACCUAAUAAUGGAGCAGUGUGAGAGUGGUUUGCUUAGGUACCCUCUAUUGGAAAAUUAUAAUGAUGAAUUGGAGGUAAUUAAGGAUUAUGGUACUCCAACACAAGGCAAAACCUCCUUUACCAAAACUGUUUUCAAUGGCCUUAACGCUCUUUCAGGAGUUGGAAUACUAUCAGUACCAUAUGCUCUGGCUUCGGGUGGCUGGUUAAGCCUCAUUUUAAUCUUCAUAGUGGCAAUAGCAGCAUUCUACACAGGCUUACUCAUAAAGCGUUGCAUGGAAGAUGAUCCCAGGAUUAAAUCAUACCCAGAUAUUGGGGAGCGAGCAUUUGGGAAAAUCGGAAGAACAAUCAUAUCAACAUUUAUGUGCACAGAGCUAUAUUUAGUUGUAACAGGCUUUCUAAUAAUGGAAGGUGAUAAUCUGCACAAUCUAUUUCCAGAACUUUCCUUGGAAGCUUCUGGAAUAAAAAUAGGAGGAAGAGAAAGUUUUGUGUUGAUUGUGGCGUUAAUCAUGCUUCCAACUGUAUAUUUAGAUGAUCUUCGUAGUCUGUCGUAUAUAUCUGCAACAGGUGUGAUAGCUUCGUUUAUAAUAAUAGCAUCAGUUGUACGAGUUGCUACAUUUGAUGGGAUUGGAUUUCAUUACAAAGGAGAGCUUGUUGUUUGGUCUGGGAUUCCUACUGCUGUUAGCUUAUACGGCUUUUGCUAUUGUGCUCAUCCUGUUUUUCCUACCCUAUAUCACUCCAUGGAGAAAAAACAUCACUUCUCUAAGGUACUUCUUCUAUGUUUCCUAUACUCGACAAUUGGUUACGCUUUCAUGGCAAUUAUAGGCUACUUAAUGUUUGGUCCAAACAUAAAUCCACAAAUAACUCUAAACCUUCCGGCCGGCAAAUUAUGGUCUAAAAUAGCAAUUUAUACGACAUUGGUUAAUCCUCUAUCAAAAUAUGCAUUAAUGUUACAACCCGUUGUAAAUGCUACUGAGAGUUGGUUUCCAAAAUUUCGAAAAAACAUAUACUUUAAGAUAAUAAUACGGACAUUAUUAGUUAUUAGUCAAGUUUUAAUAGCUUUAAUUGUUCCUUUUUUUGGAUAUUUAAUGACUCUUAUUGGAGCGUUUUUAAGUCUUAGUGCGUCAAUUACUAUUCCUUGUUUGUGUUAUUUGAAGAUUUCGGGCUUUUCUUUUAAAGGUGAGAAAUUAUUAGUGAUUGGUACUAUUUUGUUAAGCAUAAUUAUUGCUAUUUUUGGUACCUACACUUCUUUAGUACAAAUUAUAAAUGAAACUCUUGUAAUUACAAAGUGAUUACUAUUAACAACAUGUUUAUGGAUGAGAUUCAAUAAAAAGGAAUUGAAAUAUUUUCAAAAA